Stylophora pistillata is the source of this 1635-nucleotide messenger RNA. RefSeq names its product histidine protein methyltransferase 1 homolog. The record is from RefSeq and is a predicted model, not a curated record. Lineage: Eukaryota; Metazoa; Cnidaria; Anthozoa; Scleractinia; Pocilloporidae. Gene Ontology annotation, molecular function: protein-L-histidine N-tele-methyltransferase activity. Gene Ontology annotation, biological process: peptidyl-histidine methylation, to form tele-methylhistidine. Gene Ontology annotation, cellular component: nucleus.
CAUGGCGAACUUCAAAUUUAAUUUUACGUCCGCGGAUAUUAACGAAGAUGCGACCAUCUCUUCGUCUGGAAACGAUAAGGACAUUUCACCAGAACCUACAACUGCACAAGAGGCAAAAGAAAUUCAAAUAACGUCCAAUUCUCUGGCGUAUUUGGAUUCUGCAAUAGAGGAAAUUUGCCUUGGACAAGGUAGCUUUUGCUUAAAACACGUGAACGAGAUUAGUGUGGAUGAAAAUCUAACAAAUAGUGCGGCCAUAAAAACAGCAGCUGAAAGGAGCUCGGACUUGAUUCCUUCGGUUUACGAAGGAGGGCUUAAAAUUUGGGAAUGUAGUAUAGAUUUGGUGGAUUACAUGUUGGAAAGUGGAAUCGAUUUUCUCGGAAAACGGGUGUUGGAAAUCGGUUGUGGAGCGGGGCUGCCCGGAAUAUAUGCUCUUCUUCAAGGAGGCCAGGUUCAUUUUCAGGAUUACAAUGACGAUGUUAUUGAGCAUGUAACGAUUCCUAAUGUAUUAUUGAAUCUUGAACAGCGACUGAAAAGGGAACACUGUGACUUGAAAACAACAACAGUAGCUAACUUCGACCUCCUCGAAACAGUGCGGCAAAGUUGCUCAUUUUAUUCAGGUGACUGGGGAAAUCUGUUAGGUUUCAUCAACCCAGAACUAGCCACUGAGAUGCUGUAUGAUGUAAUCCUAACGGCUGAGACAAUUUACGCCGUGGAAUCACAUGUCAAGUUGUACCAGUUCGUCAAAAGACACCUAAAGAAACCCAGUGGCCUCGCCUAUGUAGCGGCCAAAACACAUUAUUUUGGUGUUGGUGGAGGGACGAGGAGUUUUGAGAAGUUAGUGUUAAUGGACGGUGUGUUUGAUGUGUCAGUUUGUAAAGUGUACAGUACGGGUGUGCAACGAGAAAUUUUGUGUUUGAAAUAUCGAUAGGUGUUUACUAUAAACUUGAGUUAAAAAAGAGACGCAGAGAGAUGAAUAUGUAUUGGUCGCGUCUUGAACAAAUGAAAGACAUCUAAAGAAACCUGAUGGUCUCGCCUAUGUAGCGGCAAAGACAUAUUAUAUUGGUGUUGGUGGAGGGACGAGGAGUCUUGAAAAGUUAGUGUUCAUGGACGGUGUGUUUCACGUGUCAGUUUGUAAGGUGUACAGUACGGGUGUGCAACGAGAAAUUUUGUGUUUGAAAUAUCGAUAGGUGUUAACUAUAAACUUGAUUUAAAAAAGAGACGCUGAGAGAUGAAUAUGUAUUGGUCACGUCUAAAACAAAUGAAAGACAUCUAAAGAAACCUGAUGGUCUCGCCUAUGUAGCGGCAAAGACACAUGAUGCAACGAGAAAUUUUGUUUGAAAUAUUGAUAGGUGUUUACUCUAAACUUGAGUUAAAAAAGAGACGCAGAGAGAUGAAUGUGUAUUGGUCGCUUCUAAAACGAAUGAAAGAAGCUUUUUGCUAAUGCCUGUGUGGUCAAUACUCCCAAAACGAGCAUUUUUCCUUCCGAAAAGAUACGAAGUGUGCGACUUCCGCGAUCUUAAUCUAAUACUUCUUGUGUGACGCUUGAUUUUGACUUGAAAUAAUAGUGGGGAGUUCGGCUGCCUUUAAAAGCACACACAACCCACAAUUCUUCUAUUCGCUCCGACGACGGGCUAA